Molecule: messenger RNA, 858 nt
Organism: Colletotrichum chrysophilum
Lineage: Eukaryota; Fungi; Ascomycota; Sordariomycetes; Glomerellales; Glomerellaceae
Exons: 1
Coding region: 1-858 (285 amino acids)
Source: RefSeq, a predicted model, not a curated record
AUGGCAGCCCUCAAGAGUCUUAGCGCUAUCAGGGCCAAGUACGUCCAGAAGCAGCAGGAGAAGGUGAAGACUGCCGCCGUCGCCGCCGCUGCUCCCGACCCGUUCCAGGCGGUCGCCAAUUGGAAUUGGGAGGGCGUAAAUUCCCCUGUUCAACAAAGCCACAGUGCCGUGGCACGCCAAUUCACCGAUGGGAGCAACCCCUCAAACGGUGCUGACUACUGCAUGGCCGGCAUGUGCGCCCCGGCCCAGGGAUACAACAACGACGUCCCCAACGCCGGCGUCGUCAUGGACAUUGACGAUGCCUCCUACAACUCGCCCGACGUCAGCAUGAGCGACGUCUCCAGUGACUUCUCCAGUGACGUCUCCAGCGACGUCUCCAGCACCAUGUUCGACAUGGACAUGGACAUUGUCUCCGACGCCAUAGCCGACAUCACCAUGUCCGAUGUCCCCUACGCCAGCCCGGAGAUCCACAUGAGCGACGCCUGGAUCGUGGGCUCACUUUGCGACGAGGAUCACUCGGACAACAUGCUCAAGAUCCUGGAGGGGAAGAAGCGCGCCACGGGCCUGCUCCAGCUUGAGGACUCUCAGCGAUUGCGUCCUCGAGAGGCCAACAGCCGCGAGCACAUCGCCGCAGAGAUCUCCAACUCGCGGGCCACCAUUGAGAAGUGGCAGAAGGUGCUUGAGAAGAUCCGGCUCGAGAUGCAGAGCGGGCACGUUGACCCGUGGCCUACUGCCAAGUGGAUGGCGAGAGGCGAGUGCCUGCUCGCGGAGGAGUGGAAGAGGCUCGAUCGCCUCGACAUGGAGUACUACAUGGCCUCGAAGUAUGUCGCGGGGUUGCAUGAGUGCUGCGUCUGGUGA